UAUAUGAUUUGACUUUUAUAUUACAAGUAUUUGAUACUCAUAAAUUGUUGAUUUUCGAUAUAAUUGACGCAAUCUAUUUUAAAUGAAUUUGAUCAUAACUAUUUCAAUUAAUAUAUAGAAAGUUUAAAAUUAGAGGGGUCUAGAAUACUGAGGUUAUAUGGUAAAUAGGGAGUGAUCUUGAAAUCAACAGUAAAUUCUUUGACUGCAUUGCACAACAUAAUAUUACAUUCUUACUAAAAGUAAUGCCAUUUCUCUUGUAUAAAUACCUCCAACCAAAAUACAAAAUUACAUGCAAAAAAAAAAAAAAUUAAUUACAUAAUUAUCAGCAAAAGAAUAAAUAUGACAAGGAAAAGGAUAACGCACGAGCUAAUAAGCAACGAAAGCAAGAGAAACGCGACACUGCUAAAAAGGACAGAUGGUUUGGUCAAGAAAGCGAACGAACUCUCUGUCCUAUGUGGAGUCGACAUUGCGAUUGUUGUCCAUAAGAACCUAGGAGGAGGAGUAGUAGAAGACAACGCGGUAUUGUGGCCGUCUCCUUCGAUGUUUAGGGAGAGGCUCCAUCGAUUUUUCAACUUCACGAAUUUCGAGAGGAGUAAAAGAAAGAUUGUGCAUGAGAGAUAUAUGGAUCAAAGAAUUAACGAGGAGAUGGAAUGUUUAUCGAAAUUGAAGAGGAGGGUCGAAAUCGGAGAAUCUCAGCAGAUGGUGGUUAAUAUUGGCCGGAGGGAAGAAUUGUAUAAGAAGUAUUUGGAUGAAGUUGACUUGUUUCAGUUGGAGGAGUUAAACUCAGUUGCUGAUGAGAUGCUGGAAGAACUCGAUGAACUGGAGCUGCCGUUGUAUCCUCCUCCUCCUCCUCCUCCUCCUCCUCCACCGCCACCGCCACCGCCGCUGUUUUUCUAUUCUGGCGAUCGGAAAGAACAGAUCAUGGGUGGUGGUGGUGGUGGUGGUGAAGCUUCUGCGUUGGAGUUUGAAUUAGGGAUAGAUAAUUUGAAGAAUGAGCAAUGGUUUAUCGACGUUAUGUCAGACGAGCAAGCAGCACCACCACCACCACCGCCGCCGCUUCCAUAUACUGGUGGUGCUGCUGGUAAUUGUGCUGCCGGAGAACGUACAGAAAGAUCAGUUGGUGGUGUGGAUGUGCCGGCGGCGGCGACUCCUAUCAAAGAAUCUGCUACAGAGACACCUCAAUGA
Molecule: messenger RNA, 1185 nt
Organism: Erythranthe guttata (spotted monkey flower)
Lineage: Eukaryota; Viridiplantae; Streptophyta; Magnoliopsida; Lamiales; Phrymaceae
Biological process (GO): positive regulation of transcription by RNA polymerase II
Molecular function (GO): RNA polymerase II cis-regulatory region sequence-specific DNA binding; DNA-binding transcription factor activity, RNA polymerase II-specific; protein dimerization activity
Source: RefSeq, a predicted model, not a curated record